AUGCCAGUGGCUGAGCCUACCAAUCCACAAUCACCAUGGAAGCCCAACAGGUUGUACGAUAUCUGCUGCUUUGCAUCGCCAUUGGACUGGGAUUGGUCCUUCAGGCGGAGGCUUCAGGCACUCUCCCGUGCCAUGAUUGAGGGCACCAAUCGCAUAUGUGCCAACCGUGAUACCAGGGGAAACUACGCCCUGAGGCGGGUCCAGAGAGUGCAAACUGGCGAGGUGCUUCACAUGAUCUGCCAGCCGGACGACAUCGUCCAGACCACCUGCCAGCCGAACACGAAAUUCUCCCGACCGCUGUCGCUGCGAUGCAACAACCCCAUGGGCGCCAGUGCCACAAUCGUCACUGAUGCAUCCUGUCCGGCCACCAUGUACUCCAUUGGCUACACGAUCAACAACAAACGACUGGAGCUGUAUCGCGCCUGCUACGAUCGCACCAAUGUAAGUGCGAUCUUCACGAGACACACGGUGUACGGCAAAACCUUCUACCCGACGCGGCCCUACGCGAACUUCAGCCCGGAUGGAGCCUUGAGUGAGGCGGAUGCCAGGACCUUCACCGUCCGCAGUAUCUACGAUGCCUUCAGGCGCAUCUUCGGCAACACCCAGACAUAUAUCCGCAAUAAUCGGGAUGAGAUCAUCAAUCGCGGACACCUCACUCCCUCGGCCGACUUCCUCUUCGACGAUCAGAUGUGCGCCACCUGCAAGUACGUGAAUGUGGUGCCGCAGUUCAAGAGCAUCAACGACCGGAACUGGGAGACUAUCGAGCGCUGGGUGCGCAACCGCAUCCGAGGUGGUGGCUCGCUGAUGAUCAAGACGGGUGCUGUUGGCAAUCUCAUCCUGCCCAAUCGUGCACGGCCCCCCGUCCCUCAUCGCGUAAUCCUGGGAACUGGCACCAAGAACCCCGUGCCCGAGUGGAUGUACAAGGUGGUGCGAACUUCCACCAACCAGCCUCUGGCCGUCUUCCUCACGUACAACAACAUUUACGCACCACGCCGUCCAAAUGCCCCAGCAUUUUGCACUAGCGUUCCCUGCCCCAUGCCCCUGGUCAACACGGCAGUCGCUGGCUUCACCUACUGCUGCAAUGCCACCAUUUUCAAUCUCUAAUAUGAUCGUGCUUCCACUUAUUUUUAAUGAAAGCAGUAGCUUUGGUUACUCCUAAAUAUCCCAGAUAAAAUAUACUCGA
Drosophila obscura is the source of this 1183-nucleotide messenger RNA. RefSeq lists its product as uncharacterized. Gene Ontology annotation, molecular function: nucleic acid binding; single-stranded DNA endonuclease activity; RNA endonuclease activity. Gene Ontology annotation, cellular component: mitochondrial inner membrane; nucleus. The coding region runs from base 1 to 1104 and encodes 367 amino acids. NCBI's taxonomy places the organism in Eukaryota, Metazoa, Arthropoda, Insecta, Diptera, Drosophilidae. Gene Ontology annotation, biological process: apoptotic DNA fragmentation. The transcript is spliced from 3 exons. The record is from RefSeq and is a predicted model, not a curated record.